Panicum virgatum (switchgrass) is the source of this 1673-nucleotide messenger RNA. RefSeq names its product sister chromatid cohesion 1 protein 3-like. NCBI's taxonomy places the organism in Eukaryota, Viridiplantae, Streptophyta, Magnoliopsida, Poales, Poaceae. Gene Ontology annotation, molecular function: chromatin binding. The record is from RefSeq and is a predicted model, not a curated record. The transcript is spliced from 5 exons. Gene Ontology annotation, cellular component: cohesin complex; synaptonemal complex. Gene Ontology annotation, biological process: synaptonemal complex assembly; mitotic sister chromatid cohesion; replication-born double-strand break repair via sister chromatid exchange. Bases 1 to 1551 code for a protein of 516 amino acids.
AUGUCCAGGACAUUCCCUCGGUUUGAUGAUGAUUUUGGAGCAAAUAACACUCUUAGUGACGAGAUUCCUCUAGACCCUCCAGGCAAUAUGCCAGAAAACCCCAACAUUGAAAAUCCAUCAGAUGGAGCACAUGAUCCGCCAGAAAUAAUGCGAGAAGCUCCACGGGAGGGGCCUGACCACUUUACAGAUUCAGUUUUUGGAAAUGAUGACCCCAUGGUGGACCAGGAUUCUUCACCAUUUGUGCAGAACAAGGUCAUCACCCCUCCAUCAAUGGAUGGAACUUUUUCCACUGGUCAACAAUUAGCUGGGAUAUACGUACCCUUACAAACUCCUAACACAUGUGAUCUUAUUGAUGAUGUCAGGCCCCUAAAUUCUGACAACCAGUUACCUGAAUUGCGUCUUGAACCAUCACCACCUCUGCCUCAAGCACAAGAUAACAAGAGAAAGAGAGAGAUGAUAUUUGACUAUGAAAUACAGCUGGACAACGCCUAUUUGAAGGAACAGAUUGCUGGUCCAACAGAUAAGUUACUCUGCAAGAGAAGAAAGAUACCACAAACAGCCCUGGAUAUGUGGAAAUUCAGCAGAACUGGCAGAAAGGACAGCAGCUUUUUGCUUGAACCCUUGGUGCAAGGUAAGCUGGUAUAUUUGAUUUCAGGGGUUUCUGCUGUCUUCACUUCUCAGAAAGACCAUGAUGUACACAUACCCCGAAUUCACUGCUUUUCAGGGAUGUGCACUUACUUACAUGUAACCUAUGAUAGAAACUUUCCCCGUGUGAGUGACCCUGAUGCUGAGCCUAACUCUAGUGAACCCACGGCUGAUUAUGGUGGUAGUUGCAAUGCUCCUUCUGAAAGAAAGCUCACUCCGAUGUCUCAUGAAAAUGAGGAUACCCUGCCUGAAGGUGAUUUAACCCCAAAAUCUCUGGAAAAUUCAGAUGAACAGCCUGGACCCCAGCUCACCCCCAAGUCACCUGGAGAAGCAGGAGUAGCACAAGAUGAAGAUACAUUGCCUGAGUUACCUCGAUUCUCCCCAGUGGAUAUGCCAUCCCCAUUAAGAGAAGAUGAUUCUCCUUUCAAAACUGUCCGUCGAACUCCACAUUCUGGGCUAGGAGGAACUGGUGUUACUGAAAUGCCACAAUCUGUCAGGACCAAUUCAUUACCUGGACAAAGUACUACCCACUCUGAUCAUAUGGCGUCCCCGUUUCCAGUCAAUGAUGAUUAUGAUGAUCAGCCAGAGCUUCCAGGGCUCAUAAGUACUCCUGGUUGCAUAUCUAAUGCAGAUACUGGAACCACAGGAUUAGGAAGCAUGUCUACUAGGACAAGAGCUGUUGCAGUGUUCUUCAAGGACCAUGUAUCUUCAACCCCUUCUGAUGAGCAGCCUGGAAAAUUUAGUUUGACCAGAAUCUUGGAAGGGAAAGUAAGAAAGCAAGCUGCACGGAUGUUCUUUGAGACAAUGGUUCUGAAGAGUUAUGACUACAUUGAUGUCCAACAAGAAGACCCUUAUGGUGAUAUUGAAAUCUCAGUUAGACCUUCACUUGCAGAAGCUAAACUUUAACUUAGAUAUUCAAAAUUUUAGUGGGAAUGACAUAAGACAUGUAGUUUCAUCUAUGAGUAGAGAGUAGAAAUGACAUUCAGUAGUUACCUGAACAAUGGAUGCUAUGAUGAGUAGCUGGUGAA